Messenger RNA from Paramecium octaurelia, 2220 nucleotides. The record is from the annotation of a GenBank genome assembly. Lineage: Eukaryota; Ciliophora; Oligohymenophorea; Peniculida; Parameciidae.
AUGGGAUGCAUUAGUGCCAAAGAUGUCCAGUAAUCCAUCAACAAAAACAUCUAUAACAAUAUGAAACAAACGCAUAUCAUAGCCUUCGAUCAAGUAAUUUUUGUGUUGAUUUUGCAAUAGCUGUUUUUGUUGCAAUCCCAAUGUCUAAGAGACCUCGAUCUUUUGCAGAAUAAGGUGAUUUCCAGGAGGAUCAAUAUGAUCAACAUCACAAAGGCUCAUCUUCUCAACAACCCCAAAUUGACUGAUGCUUAUAAGUUGUGGACUUGGGGAGUUUCGCUUUGCAACAAGGGAAAUUCAAAAGGAAUGAAUGUACGCUACAGUUUCAAUAAUCCUAACGAAUCUGUGGAUGAGACUCCCACUUUCAAUUACAAUCUAGGGUCCUGCAAAGAACUCAGGUUUCAUUGGUUUGCUAUCAUCCUCAAGGAAUAUGUUGAAUAUGUAUAAAAUGCGAAAUAAUAAUAUCCAGAAGAUCGUCUCAAGGCCAAAGACAUUUAUGAGAAAUUAAAAACCAUGAAGGAACAAUCAUCAAUUUAUUUAAAUACUUUAUCUCCAACUGAAAGAGGUGAGGCCUUUGCCAACAUAGAAUACAACAUGAGUAAAAUCAAUAAGGGGUUGUUCAAUGCUGAUUAGUUUUACGACAAUUUAAAGGAAUUGGAUAUAGAAUUGGAAGCCCUGAUUCAAAAGAAUCAUCAAUAUGAGAAUGAAGCAGAUUAAUGGGGUAGAAAAUUGUAUCGUGACCUUGAUGUGAUUCCGAUUGGCAACGAUUCCUAUAGAAUGAGAGCCAAAAUGAACAGUUUGGUGUUACUGUAUCAUCCAGGCAAAAAGAGAACCCAAGAAGAAGAGGAUUACUAUUACAACAUCAAAUUGGAGAGGUCUAAAAUAAAGCCUAAGGUUUUGAAUAACGAUGAGGAUGACAAACAAAAGAUAUUUCUAUUCAAAAUAAGAUGGACUGGGUGUUCUGAAGUUGAUGAGAAAUGGAGUGAGAUUGCAUUCAUUUUAGAAAAACACAGUGAAUAAAUUAAGUCAAUCAAAUAGAUCAGAAACAAAAUAAGAUAUGAAUUACAAACCUAUAAGUAUGUGGAUGACAAUUUAAUUGAGGCCUGGAAGAUUUAUAGUCUCUCCUUAUUGACUGAGUUGAAGGAUGUAAAGAUUACAUUAAACAUAAGUGAUUCGGAAUCAGCAACUAAAAUCCUUAAAAAUUAAUAAGUUUUGAAUGAGAAUUUGGAAUUACAAACCAAACUCUUCAGCGAAUACUUUUUCAUUAUUAGACCCUCUUAGUAGAAGAAACUGAAAGAAUAUUGGAGGAAAUUGGACUUUGAUAAAUAAUGGAUUCAGGGUUCAUUCAUGAAAUCAGAUCAAUUCAAAAUGAUGCAUCACCAAAAUCAAUACAAUAUGAUGACAAAUCAGGCCAAGAACAUCUAUGAAUUCACGACUUAGAGUCCUCUGUAUCAAGCCAUCUAUCAGAAAAGUGAGUUUAUUAGUAAUAUUUAGAAUACAUGAAAUUGGAGAAGGAGGCCGAAGAUCUGUUUACUAAUGGAAUUGCUAUAUUCGACGAGAUGGAGAGACUUUAUGAACAGUACAAGAUAGACAAGGAUGUCGACAAAUUAAUGAAACAAGAAUUAAGGAGCAAUGAUGUUAUUUUAAAGAAAUAAUCUAAACUUUCCAAAUAUAAUUGAUAAUUUAUUAUAUAUUUAGUACCUAAUCAAAACAUAGAUAAAAUUAAAUUUGAUGGGGCAGACAUGCAGUAAGAAACGAGAGGCCAAUAAGUGCCAUUAGACUCAGCCAUCAAAAGUGGUUCUUGGGGAUUCACAUUAAAAUAUACAUACUAAUCCAAACAUUUAUCACCCUCAACAAGCGUUGAAGCAAUUCAAAUAACUUUCUUUGCUAUUGUCAUUGGUAGGGAGUUUGGAUCAAUUAAAACAAAAGACCAGAGAUCAGUUAAGACAGUUGUUCGCAUAAAAAAACAAUUGCUAAAUAAUCAUUUAAAACACCAUAAGAAGAGAAUUAAGAAUAAAAGGCUUAAUUCGACCGCCUCAGCAAGAUGACGAGGCUUUAUUACUUCAGGACAAAAAGUUCAAUAAAUCGCUACAGACACAAUUAAUAAUAGCAGCUGAAAUCAUUAGGACAUUGUAAUAAGAUCAAGACUUUUAAGAUAUGUUUCCAACAAUGUGUAUAUCCUUUAUGGAAUUGGCAGACAGUAUUCAAUCCGAUAAUUAAUGA